AUGCACGUGGCCCUGAGCGCCGCGGCCGCCUGCCUGCGAGGCACCGUCUUCCGCCUGUGCACCUCCCCCGCCCACGCGCCCGCCGCCGCCUUCGGCCGCGACUCCAGCGCAGACGCCCUCACCGCCGCGCAGAGCACUCAGCAGUCGGGCCCCGGCCCCAGCCCGGGCUCCUCCUCUUCCUGCGAAGACAGUUGCAAGCCGCCGCUGCGCAACUGCUUCCGUCUUGUGCUGCUGGGCUCCUCCCGUGUGGGCAAGACGUCCAUUGUAGCUAGGUUUCUCAAUAGCAAAUUUGAUGACUCCUAUACUCCCACCAUCGAAGAUUUUCAUCGUAAAUUGUAUCGCAUACGAGGUGAAGUAUACCAACUGGACAUUUUGGAUACAUCGGGUAAUCAUCCCUUCCCAGCAAUGCGUCGUUUAUCGUUUUUGACUGGCGACUUGUUCGUGCUGGUGUUCAGCCUGGACAGCCGCGAGUCGUUCGAGGAGGCGGUGCGACUGCGCGAGCAGAUCCUGGAGACGAAGCUGAGCGCGUGUGCGUCGGCCAACGGCACGGGCAGCGGGCGGCGCAAGGCGGCGGUGCCCCGCGUGCCCAUGGUGCUCGUUGGCAACAAGAGCGACAAGGAGAUGAGGACGGUGUCGACGGACGAGGCGAUGGCGUACGUGGACUCUCAGGACGACGCGUGCGUGUUCGUGGAGACGUCGGCGAAGCGCAACCUGCGCAUCGACGACCUCUUCUACGAGCUGUUUGUAGUAGCCGGGCUGCCCCUGGAGAUGGCGCCCAACACACAAGCGCCUGCACCCAGCGUUCGGCAGCCCUGCACGCUGCCCACCGUCCACGCCGGCCACAAGUCCAAGAAGUGCACGCUGUCCAUCAAGCGGCGGCUGAGCGACGCGUGCGGCGUCGUGGCACCACCGUGCGCCGCCCACGCAUCCGCACCGACUCAUGAUCAUGCGCACCAAGAGUGCUCGCUGGGCAGCAGCGGCGGAGGCGGCGUGGGAGGUGGCGCGGGCGCGCGGGCGCGCGGCCGUUCUGCGGCGUGCGUGCGCUGCUCCGCGGCUGCCGCCCAAGCCGUGCCCGCCCACGCGCCGCCCCCGCCACCUGCGCUCUGGGGGCGGCGGGGCCCUACGGCACCCAGCGACGAGGCCGGGCGCUGCGUGGUGCAGUGA
This is a messenger RNA of Gryllus bimaculatus (two-spotted cricket), 1164 nucleotides long. Lineage: Eukaryota; Metazoa; Arthropoda; Insecta; Orthoptera; Gryllidae. The record is from the annotation of a GenBank genome assembly.